This is a messenger RNA of Striga asiatica, 2944 nucleotides long. NCBI's taxonomy places the organism in Eukaryota, Viridiplantae, Streptophyta, Magnoliopsida, Lamiales, Orobanchaceae. The record is from the annotation of a GenBank genome assembly.
CACUCUUUCUCUCUCUCUCCCUCUCUCCCCUCUCUCUCUCUCACACACAACUGAGGGGAAAGAAAGAGAGUCACUAUAACGUGUGUGAGUGUGUGUUUUGGUCCGAGCGCAAAUCCACUCACAAAUUCUCUUUCAUCCAUAAAAAAAAGAAGAAAAACUUGUGUAGUCUGAGCAACCCUUUCUGCUUUGUCUUCUCUCUCUCUAAAACCGUCGUCUCGCCUUCAAGAAACAGCAAAUACUCGAUAAUUCCCUUUCCAUUUUUUUUUUUUUAUUUUCACGAAGAAAAAUCCAAUCUUUGAGUGUUACUCUGUAGGAUUAUAAAAAUUUGUCGGAUUUAUGUGAAACCCACCUUACUCUCAUUGACCCACUGUGUUUUUAUCAUCUGUAUUAACCUCAGAAAGAGAAGAAAAAAAAAAGGUGUGAAUGAGAAGGAAUUAGAGAGAGUUAAACUCAAUUAUCAGAUCGCUUACUCCGUCGAUCGUCUUGUUUCAUUCCAAGAUCCUCCUGAAACUGUUGUACUUUUGCCCAUAGCAUUUUCUUUCUUUCUGUCUGUCUUUUUUCUUUUCUAUUUUUUUUUUCCAUUAUAUAAUUACAGAAAAUGCAACGUGAAAGGGGUGCCUUCAAUUCCUUUCCCGAACCAAUCGAUUUGAACCAAGGCUCUGUUCCCAACAGCACCACCUCUAUGGACCACCGCUCGUCUUCUUGGGACAACAUGCUGAGCCCCGUCGAAAAUAGACUCUCGAAUUACAUGCUCGGGUCCACCACGGACCUAAACGUCACUUGCACGAACGCCACUAGUGACACCUGUCACAAUUUCAGUGGCUGGGACCGUGGAGAAUCCAGCUCCAGCACACAUGAUAGAGCCGAUUCCAAAACGAGCCCUGGGUGGUCUAAUCUUUUCGAUUCAUGCCCUUUACCCGACCCAACUUCAGAUAACUGGUCUUUCAGGCCAUCUUCUUCCAGCAGGCCUGCUGCUAGCAUGCAAAAUUACAACUCUGCCCCUGUCGGCCUCAAUUUGAACUCUAAUGACGGGUACGAAAGGGAGACUCAUCGUUUUUACAAGUCAGAUUGCUCGGAAAUCGACCGAACUCCCACAUUUUACGCUUCUUCGAGUAAUUUAGGAGCUCUUAUGGGCGGCGGCUCGAGUGCUUCAGUAGACAAUGAUGAAGCAUCAGGCCCGUUGGGCCCGCCUUUCGGUUCUUGGGGUUCGUCUUGCAAGAGAAAGGCUCUCGAGGGUACCUCUAGUGGAAGUUCGAGCUCUAACGGGCAGAACCCUUUUCCCGAUAAUUACCCUUCUCGAGGAAAUUUAAGCAUAAUAUCAUCUGCUCCGCUCGACUUGCCUUCUCCAGCUAAUAAUAACCAAGAACAGGUUAAUAAUAAUAAUAAUCCCAGCACUGGUUUUUUCUCAUCCUCUAGUGGCGGUUUAACCGAAAGCCCGGCUAGAAAUUUCGCUUCAAGAUCGAAUCUUGCACUUCGUGAGCCGAUUCUAUUCGAUAAUUCAAGAAUCACUUCUUCAAGGAACAACCUCAGUGCUUAUUCCCCCGAGUCGAGAUCACCCGUGACAAUUACAAUGAGCCCAAACGCGCCCUUAAGCCCAAACGAGUCUACCAGAGGAGGAGCACAUCCUUACCCAGUUUGGAACGGGCCUUCGGGCUCUAGAGCUCGGGCCCGUGAAGAAAUCAGUGUGAGGACUUAUCGAAGAACUAAUAAUAAUAAUAAUAAUGUUGAGUACCCUCGAAAUGCCUCGGCCUCGCAAGAUCAAGUGGAUUGGAGUUUUGUGCCCGGGAAUUCGUUGUCUUCAAGAAAUCACUCGUUGGGCUUGCGGGCCUGCCAGGGUUCUGGAGGCAAUCGGGCCUCGUCAUCUGCUUAUGUGGCUCCUCAUCCGAGCCCGCCAUCUCAAAAUCAUCAGAGGUGGCCCGAGACUGCCACGUGGGCGCCUUAUCAUCGUGGUGAAAGUGAAUCCUCCGGGAUUAGGAGGGGUCACUUUGUCCCGCAUUUGGGUUCUCAUUCGGAUGAGGCGGGCCCCAGCAGCAGCAUCCGUUCGCGAAAUCAAUUGGAUCAGAGGUCGACGGGGUUUUUGAUGGAUGUGACUGGUGAUGAUGUCAGCGGGUGGCGCUCGAUAGCGGCUGUAGAGAGCAGGCAUAGGCUGAUUCGUCAAGUGCUGAGUGCCAUGCGUAGGGGUGUCCACUUACAGGCUGAGGAUUAUAUGCUCGCUGACCCUUUUAUAAGUGGAUUUGCCGAGUUGCACGAUAGACACAGAGAUAUGAGGCUUGAUGUUGACAAUAUGUCAUAUGAGGAAUUACUGGCUUUGGAGGAACGAAUAGGAAAUGUGAGCACUGGAUUGACUGAGGAACGAAUUACGGGCACUAUGAAACAAAGGAAAUUCAACUCGAUUGGUGUCUUGUCAAACUUGGAGCCAUGUUGUGUUUGCCAGGAGGAUUACAUCACUGGGGACGAUAUCGGGAUAUUGGAUUGUGGGCACGAGUUUCACUCGGGCUGCAUCAAACAAUGGCUCACGGUCAAGAAUCUGUGCCCCAUCUGUAAGAUGACGGGCUUGGGAAUUUAAAACCGAGACCUCAAGAGUUCAGUUGCUUUGCACCCCUUUUCACCUUAUUUCUGUUUAAUUUAAAAACUUCGGCCGGACACUGGUUUUUUCGUACUUUGAUACUCUAUAUAAAGUUCAAAACUCUGUGAUUUAUGAACAAUUUUGUAAUUCUUCCAUAAACCAAAAAUGAGAAAAAAAAAAUAUAAAUAAAAUUGGGACCUUGAGAACAUUUGGCUGAUUAAUAACUUCCAAAUGAUAUUUCUGGAGAUUAUUAGUAUUAUAGUUGUUAUGCUUAUGGUGUUAAUUGUUGUGGCUUGAUGUUUUGUUAUGGUGAUUAUGUUCCUUCUAAUCUCAGAUUUAGAACUUGAAAUUAGAAGCAUGGUGAUGAUUGUCUUACGA